AUGGUCUUUCACGCUGUUGUCACCUACCCCAACGAUGAAGACAUCAAAUUCGACGAGGAAUACUACCUGAAGACACACAUGCCCCUCGUGGAAUCUAUCUGGGCCCCGCAAUUGUUGAGCUGGAGCGUCAUCAAGUACACUAACGACAUGAGUGGAAACCGAUCCCAGUACCUCAUUGCUGCUAGACUUGUUUUCGAGAGCCAGGAAUCUAUGCAGACAGCCCUCAAGUCUCCGAAGAGCGCUGAAGUCUUUGCCGAUAUUAGCAACUUCACAAACAAGACUCCUAUCACUCUUGCUGGCGCUGACCUUUGA
This is a messenger RNA of Penicillium taxi, 312 nucleotides long. Its product is annotated as Dimeric alpha-beta barrel. The record is from RefSeq and is a predicted model, not a curated record. Gene Ontology annotation, molecular function: oxidoreductase activity. The transcript has a single exon. Bases 1 to 312 code for a protein of 103 amino acids. Lineage: Eukaryota; Fungi; Ascomycota; Eurotiomycetes; Eurotiales; Aspergillaceae.